Condylostylus longicornis is the source of this 1156-nucleotide messenger RNA. RefSeq lists its product as uncharacterized. Gene Ontology annotation, biological process: regulation of DNA-templated transcription. The transcript has 2 exons. NCBI's taxonomy places the organism in Eukaryota, Metazoa, Arthropoda, Insecta, Diptera, Dolichopodidae. The coding region runs from base 104 to 814 and encodes 236 amino acids. The record is from RefSeq and is a predicted model, not a curated record. Gene Ontology annotation, molecular function: DNA-binding transcription factor activity.
GUGCGAUCAAGAAAAGUAAUAUUUAGCUAGAUUUUUAAAAUUUUGAAAACCAAAAAUUUUUGUUCUUUUUUUUUUUUUUAAUUAAGUUUUUAGAUAGAUAAAAAUGUUGAAUAACUAUGAUUGUGAUAAUGAUAAUAAAAAAAUUGAAAUUACUUUAAGACAUAGUCCUGGUGUGCCUAAUUCUACUUUACUAUAUAUUAAGACUAUAAUACAAUCAGCAAUUACUAAAUCUAAUGGUUUUCCUACUGAGGUUCCUAAAGAUGAUUUUGAAGAGACCAGUAGUGAAUCAAACGAAAGUUGCAGCAGUAGCCAUUUUCCAAUUUUUCAUUCGGCAUUUUCUAAUCCUUCGACUUUAAUAGAACAAUCAGCUAUCAUAAAAAAUCGAGGACGUGGACGACCAUCUAAAAGUCACGAAGAACCAAUGGAUGUUGAACAAUUUGAAAAUGCGACGCCAGAAAAAAGGAAAUAUCUAGAAUUAAGAUAUAGGAAUAAUUUAGCAUGUAGAUUGGCACGAAGGAAACGAAAGCUGCAAGAAAAGGAAAUUUUCACUGAAGAAGUCAAUGAAAUUCAAAGAAAUGAAAGAUUAAAGACUGAAUUAAAAAAGUAUCAGUCAAAACAAAUAACACUGAUAAAUUAUUUAGAAAAAUUAAUAAAAGUUAGCGAUUCAGAAAACUCAUACGAAAAUUUACAUAGCUUUAAACUAUAUAAAAUGAAAGCUCAUAAAGUGAUAGCAAGUCAUUUAAAUGGAAAUAAUUUACAAGGAACUCAACAUUGGAUGUCACAAAAUUCACCAACCGAAAUCAUUUCGCAUUAAAGUUGAAAAUUAUCGAUGGAACAUACGAUUAAUUAAAAAGUGUACUCUACUCUUUCGUGUAGUUGAAGGUGAAGUCAGAAAAACGGAAAAUGGUAGAAAAUGUGAGUGACAUGUUAAAGUCAGAGCAUUUAUUCAAAUUAUUUACAUAUAAGAGAAUAUUUAUUGUAAAUGAAGAAGAUACACAUCUAAUGGCUAAUUUCUGAAACAAUUGAAAAUGAAUGAAGAAGUGAAGCCAAAAAUGAAGCGCAGAACCAAUUUUGUUUCAAAAACAAAUCGUAUGUUAACGCUUUAAAAUAAAUUAAUAAAAAGUAUUUAAAAAAUUAUUAAAAAAUUUUUUGCACU